This is a messenger RNA of Rodentolepis nana, 306 nucleotides long. Lineage: Eukaryota; Metazoa; Platyhelminthes; Cestoda; Cyclophyllidea; Hymenolepididae. The record is from the annotation of a GenBank genome assembly.
AUGAACAGUAGUAUGAUUAAAGAUGAAAUCUACAAACAGGAUAUGAAUAAUGAAAUUAUUAAAUUCUGUCAACGUGCUGCCAGACAAGCCCUCCAAGAUGCUAACAACUAUGGAAACGCCAAUAAUAGAGAGCAGACAGUGGCCUCUUCAGUGCGAAAAGCUAUUGAGAACCAGUAUCCUGGUACAUGGAGUUGCGUUUGCGGCCAAAGAUUCGGCAGUGAGGUUGCCUACAUCAAGGACCACUUUGUAUUCUUCUCAGUCGAUGGCAUGUCAUUUAUGGUAUUCAAAUCCGCUGAUCAUCGAUAA